Anolis sagrei ordinatus is the source of this 627-nucleotide messenger RNA. Lineage: Eukaryota; Metazoa; Chordata; Lepidosauria; Squamata; Anolidae. The record is from RefSeq and is a predicted model, not a curated record.
AUGGGAACUCUGGUGUUGUCUUGGAUCCACCCCGAAAGCCAGGCCACGGUCACGCGCUGCAGCCAACCUCUGGUCGGCCCGAACGACAAGCGCUGCAAGGAAGACGAGAAGUACUUGCAGACCAUCAUGGAUGCCAACGCUCAGUCUCACAAACUGUUCAUCUUCGACGCCAGGCAGAACAGCGUCGCAGACACAAAUAAGGCCAAAGGGGGUGGGUACGAAAGCGAAGGGGCCUACCCCAAUGUGGAGUUGGUCUUCUUGGAAAUCCCCAACAUCCACGUGAUGCGAGAGUCCCUGCGCAAGCUGAAGGAGAUCGUGUACCCCACCAUUGAUGAGUCUCGGUGGCUGUCCAACGUGGAAAGUACACACUGGCUGGAAUAUAUACGGAUGCUUCUUGCUGGUGCCGUGAGGAUCGCUGACAAGAUCGAGUCUGGGAAGACGUCGGUGGUGGUCCACUGCAGCGACGGCUGGGACCGUACGGCGCAGCUGACCUCUCUAGCCCUGCUCAUGCUGGACAGCCACUACAGGACCAUCAAAGGCUUUGAGGUCCUCCUCGAGAAGGAAUGGAUGAGCUUUGGGCACCGUUUUGCCAUGGUAAGCAUCAGACCUCACUUCCCAGAUUGAACA